Messenger RNA from Hevea brasiliensis (rubber tree), 930 nucleotides. RefSeq lists its product as uncharacterized. Gene Ontology annotation, molecular function: ubiquitin protein ligase activity. Gene Ontology annotation, biological process: protein ubiquitination. Gene Ontology annotation, cellular component: cytoplasm. Lineage: Eukaryota; Viridiplantae; Streptophyta; Magnoliopsida; Malpighiales; Euphorbiaceae. The record is from RefSeq and is a predicted model, not a curated record. The transcript has a single exon. Bases 144 to 812 code for a protein of 222 amino acids.
UCAAAUCGUUGUCAUUUGCUGAUUAGUAUAGUUUCUUGAAACUUUGUCUGUCUAUAUAUGCUUUGCCUCCAUUGAACCAUUGUUGUUUACUAGACCAGACCACAACAAAGAUUGCUCGUUCCUUCUCUGCUCAAGCAACUACCAUGCCUUUUCUCAUCGGAGAUACUCGACGGAUCUUGUUCUUAGACCAUGAAAAGAUCAAGGCCAAGUAUGGAUGCAAGUCCAGCAUCAUCUUCAUCAUCAGUUCUGAAUCCGCCCACCAUAAAAAACUGAUGUUGGAACCAGGCGUUCGGAUAGCCACACGGGUCAUCCCCAUCAUCACUCCUAAUCUACGCGUCGAUGAACAAGAUUUUCUGGCUUGCACCAACGAGGAGGAAGCCUAUUCAAAGAUUUCUGACUUGGUGGCUUCUUUGGAUAUCAACCCCAGUGAUAAACAGAGCAUUGGCUAUAGUUUAAUCAAGCAGGCACGAAUACUUUCACGCAGAAAUUCCUCAUCAGGUACCAAGUUGAUGAUAAAAGUGGAGAUGCAUUUGGAAACAGAAUAUUGGUGGCAAGGCACAGUUCCUGCUACUUGCUCAUCUAUCGCGAAUUUGGAAAAAGGAAGACUUGCAGAUUUUGCCGGGGAGGAGCAGUGUGGUGAGAAAAGUUGCCCCAUCUGCUUGGAGGAGUUUCAGGUGCUGUCUCAGGUUAAGCGCAUGCCUUGUUUGCAUAUAUUUCAUGACCAGUGCAUUGAUCAGUGGCUGAACAAGAGCCAUUACUGCCCAACUUGCCGCUUUGAGAUGCCAGCUUCAUGUGUCAAUUUCAUGCACUAGAGAUUUAUUAUUUAUCCUUGUAAUAUGUAGUAUUUUUUUUUUUCUGAUUUUUAUCGGUCAAACUGAUCUCAGUAACUGUUAAAUAUCAUCUAAACAAACUGUCCCUAAUUACUUCUGA